Molecule: messenger RNA, 8523 nt
Organism: Acanthochromis polyacanthus (spiny chromis)
Lineage: Eukaryota; Metazoa; Chordata; Actinopteri; Pomacentridae
Gene: pou2f1b
Product: POU class 2 homeobox 1b
Exons: 15
Coding region: 71-2200 (709 amino acids)
Biological process (GO): regulation of transcription by RNA polymerase II
Cellular component (GO): nucleus
Molecular function (GO): RNA polymerase II cis-regulatory region sequence-specific DNA binding; DNA-binding transcription factor activity, RNA polymerase II-specific
Source: RefSeq, a predicted model, not a curated record
UUGUGUAAGUGUAUGCGUAUUGUGUGUGUGUGUGAGGCACAGGGCUGGGAUUUCGGGUUAAAUAUUCAAAAUGGCGGACGGAGGAGCAGCGAGUCAAGAUGAGAGUUCAGGACCAGAUGUUAAAGUGAAUAAUCAGUCAGAAGCUACUACUAAAUGUGCAAUGGAAAGUGAUGACGGGAACACCGGAAUCCAAAUCAAUGGAUUGGACUUUCAGAGGGUGCCAACCACAAGUGCAAUCACUAAUGCACAUGCACAAGCCCUCCUCCAACAGUCUAAGUCUGAAGACUCGGGUGCUCUUCCCACCUCCGUCCAGCAGAGCGUAUUGCCUCAAACCCAGCUAAUGUUGGCCGGGGGACAGAUUGCUGGACUGACUCUGACCCCAGCGCAGCAGCAGCUGUUGCUCCAGCAGGCCCAGGCUCAGCUCCUGGCUGCAGCCGUGCAGCAUUCAGCCAGCCAGCAGAGCAGCACCACCGGGGCCAGCAUCUCAGCCUCUGCAGCCACGCCCAUCACCCAGCUGCCCCUGUCCCAGCCCAUCCACAUCGCCCCUCAGCUACAACAGCAGAAUCUAAGUCUGCCUCAGAUUGUUCUGGUUCAGCCCGGCCACCCCAUCGCCACGCCACUGUCCGCUCAGUUCAUCAUCUCACAGACGGCGCCGGCCCAGCAGGGCAUCUUGCAAGCCCAGAGUCUAAAUCAACUACCUCAAAGCCAAGCUAACCUCCUGCCGACUCAACCAAGCAUCACCCUCGCAACUCAGCCUGCAACUCCAACCCGCACCACAGCAACCACCCCGAUCCAGGCCCUGCCCCACAGUCAGACUCCCCCCAAACGACUGGACACACCAACUCUGGAGGAGCCCAGUGACCUGGAGGAGCUGGAGCAGUUUGCCAAGACUUUCAAACAGAGACGUAUCAAACUGGGCUUUACGCAGGGGGAUGUUGGCUUGGCCAUGGGGAAGCUGUAUGGAAACGACUUCAGCCAAACUACCAUCUCUCGCUUUGAGGCCUUGAAUCUGAGCUUUAAGAACAUGUGCAAACUCAAGCCGUUGCUGGAGAAGUGGCUCAAUGAUGCAGAGAACCUGACGUCUGACCAGUCCCUGUCCAGCCCCAGCACCCUGGGCUCCCCGGGCAUGGGCAUGGAGGGCAUCAACCGCAGACGCAAGAAAAGGACCAGUAUCGAGACCAACAUUCGAGUGGCCUUAGAAAAGAGCUUUCUGGAGCAGAACCAAAAACCUACCUCUGAAGAGAUCACCAUGAUCGCUGACCAGCUCAACAUGGAGAAGGAGGUGAUUCGGGUCUGGUUCUGCAAUCGUCGACAGAAAGAGAAGAGGAUUAACCCCCCCAGCAGUGGCAGCAGUGGAGGAGGCAGCACCCCCAUCAAAACCAUCUUUACCCCCAGCAGCCCUUUGGUGGCCAGCACCGCGAGCCUUGUGAGCAGUCCCACCAUUAACACACCCACCACUCUGACUGUAAACCCAGUGAUGCCUCUCACCAGCACCAGCGUCUCCAGUUUGUCUUUCACAGGCACGACAGGCGGAGCCACAAACACUGCAUCCGUCAUCUCCACUGCAUCUGUGGUUACCACGGCAACCAGCUCUCCAUCUUUAAGCCCAUCCCCGACCACUAUUCAGUCCACGACCACAGAGAGCAAGCCUCUGGCACAAACCGUGGUCACCCAGGCUCCGUCGUCCAUAGCUACCACCUUAGGGACGGGUCAGGUGAUGGUGGCGGCUCCGGGUCUGUCUGCAGCGCUGCAGAACGCCACCCAGCUGCCCACCAGCGCCAGCUUUGCAGCUAUGGCUGCUGCUGCGGGGCUCAGCCCAGGGCUGAUGGCGUCCUCCCAGUUCACUCCAGGGGGUGCCCUCCUCAGCCUGGCCCCUGGUGCCCUCGGCUCUGCGCUGAGUCCUGCCCUCAUGAGCAACAGUACCCUGGCUACCAUUCAAGCUCUGGCGUCCAGCGGCACCAUCCCCAUCACUUCUCUGGACGGCGGGAACUUCCUGUUUGCCAACACGUCUGCUGGCAACACGCCCAACCUGGUGACCACGCCGCUCUUCCUCAACCCCCAGAACCUGUCGCUGCUCACCAGCAACCCCGUGAGCCUGGUGUCGGCCGGGACGGGGGGGCUGCAGGUCACCGCUGACGCUCAUCACCAGGCCACCACGGUGCAGGCCUCCACCAUCACCACUGCCUCCAAGGCCCAGUGAAGCAGUGGGGCUGCGUCCCGUUUCUUACGUCGGCACUACUCCUGAUCACAGCGUGUAGGGAACAGGGCGGCUGUUUGCUCAGAGCUCUGCUUCACUAACCACCCACAUUCUUCCCAUUGUAUCUACCAUUAUUUAAUCCUUCUGCUGCCACCAAAAACAAAACAACCUCACAAAGGUUGCUUCUUCAGUUUCUUUCUUUAACUUUGUUUUUUCCUGUCCUUUUCUUUCUGAUUCUUGGAUGUUUUCUCACAAACUGUUGUUGGCCUGCCAGUCCUCAUGAACCUUGACACGUGUGCAGGAGGAAAACGUCCUGUUCUCGUUUUGUACAUAUAUCCUUCUAUUUCCAGGUCAGAACUUUCUCUGAAGCACUUCUAACCAAAAACUAGAACUUUCCUCUUUAACAUUCAAACUUUACUGAUUUACUACUAAUUUCACACGUUCAUCAUCACUAACGGGGGGUGUGUGUGUCGCCCUCCUUUUAAUUAUCGUUUGGGUUUAUAGGACAGGCCUUGACGUAAAUCAUAUCAACAUAUUGUAGAGACUUUUUCUUCCUUUAUCUUUACUGUCUAUAUUUUUUGACAUUUUCAGAACUUUUCAAGUCUAAUAUUAAGUUAAGGUUUAACUAUCACUUUUUAAUCGUGGUUAUAAGGCUUUAAAACAAGUAAUAAGUGGCCGAUAUAAAGGUUAUCAUUGCUUUAAGGUCAGAGGGACCAGGUGUGUCCCUCUGAGUCUCUCUUCUGGAAACACUGACUUUUACAUUUUGCUGUGGUGACGCCGUAGCCGCCGGGCUUCUGUAAAACGACGGUCUAGAUGUGGACUAUAGACACUGACAGAAAAUGACUGAAAACAUUACAUGAGAGCUUUAAAGUGAGCUGCAGACCUGCAGUGUGAUUAGUGAAAACUGUACAUUAUGUUUGGAUUGGAGGUAGGAAGUGGAUGUGUGCAUGUGUUUGAAGAGCUCAGGCAGUCUGCGUCUGGAGGACUCGUCCCUGGCUAGCUGGGCUCAUUGUGUUGUGUUUUCUUUUCUGUUUAACAGUAGUACCGUCGUAUCUACUUGUGCACAGUAUCUGUACCAAAAAACUGGAUUGAUGAGCUGCAGUCUGCCUGUUUUGGGAGGAAUGAAAUUCUUUUGACUGGCUUACGUACUUUAAGAUAUACCAAAAAUCUUUGUUAAAAUAAUUGCUGUGUGUAGUCGGUGUAGCUUAGUCUAGUCAAUAUAUUUAUGAGUACAGAAUCUCUCUUCAUUGUCGACAGAAUAUAGAAAUGCAAUAUUUUGAUGAUCAUUUUCCAAAGAUUACAUGUUUUAAUUUGACCGAGUGUCUCAUAGCUCACUUUUCAAUUGGCAGCAAAAGACCAGAAAGGAGGGAUGGAGCAUGACAAAGAACUUUUUCUCUUUAUUUCUGAAUCUGGUUUUCUGUGAGCCGUUUGAUGGCCUGUUCUCUUUCUAUCCUGUUUUGGUAGCAGUUCUGGACUUUUCUGAAGCAUUAUGGAGAGGGUCUGUUUUUGGUUUUGUGCUAACGUUCAGCCAUAAAACAACAGCUUGAACCAAAGUGGUUUUCCUCAACAGCUGCUGUGCCUGUCUGAGCACAGCUCUGCUUUCCUCCACUUAUUUUCUCCUCUUCCACUUCGGUCAGUCCCCCUUUUUUUUCCUGAUUUGGUGCUGCUGGAUGAGGAUCACAGAAACUUAGCUUUAGUGACCUGCUGCUGCAGCUCCUGGUGGGGCUGAAGCUCUCCCUCCCGGCGGGGCUGAAGCUCUCCCUCCCGGCGGGGCUGAAGCUCUCCCGGUGGGGCUGAAGCUCUCCCUCCCGGCGGGGCUGAAGCUCUCCCUCCCGGUGGGGCUGAAGCUCUCCCGGCGGGGCUGAAGCUCUCCCUCCCGGCGGGGCUGAAGCUCUCCCGGCGGGGCUGAAGCUCUCCCUCCCGGUGGGGCUGAAGCUCUCCCUCCCGGCGGGGCUGAAGCUCUCCCUCCCGGUGGGGCUGAAGCUCUCCCGGCGGGGCUGAAGCUCUCCCUCCCGGUGGGGCUGAAGCUCUCCCUCCCGGCGGGGCUGAAGCUCUCCCUCCCGGCGGGGCUGAAGCUCUCCCGGCGGGGCUGAAGCUCUCCCUCCCGGUGGGGCUGAAGCUCUCCCUCCCGGCGGGGCUGAAGCUCUCCCUCCCGGCGGGGCUGAAGCUCUCCCUCCCGGCGGGGCUGAAGCUCUCCCUCCCGGCGGAGCUGAAGCUCUCCCUCCCGGCGGAGCUGAAGCUCUCCCUCCCGGCGGGGCUGAAGCUCUCCCUCCCGGCGGGGCUGAAGCUCUCCCUCCCGGCGGGGCUGAAGCUCUCCCUCCCGGCGGGGCUGAAGCUCUCCCUCCCGGCGGGGCUGAAGCUCUCCCUCCCGGCGGGGCUGAAGCUCUCCCUCCCGGCGGGGCUGAAGCUCUCCCUCCCGGCGGGGCUGAAGCUCUCCCGGUGGGGCUGAAGCUCUCCCUCCCGGUGGAGCUGAGCUGUGGAGGCCUGCAUGCUUUCUGAUAGCUUUAUGACGACGUCAGGCUCCUGUAGGUGGGAGGUGUAAAUGCGUAGAUCUGAUCUGAUCGUUACACUUCACCUCCUCUCAGUUUUAACCAGCAUGUUGGGAAACGAUUUGCUGCUCCUGAAAUCCGUCUGUGGACUAGUUUAAAACCUGCCAAAACUCUCUUACUGAACACGUGGAGGAUAAGUCUGUCCUGAGCUCCACGUUUAGCUAACCCCACACUAAAGUAGCAUUGUUCUGCUUCUAAACGACUAAAUGAAUUUACCCGGUGGUUAUUCAAUCACUGAGACUGUAAGCAGUGAAAUGUGUCCAUGUUUUCCUCUCUGUCCUUCUUUUCUGUUGAAUUCUUUUUGACUGAAUAUACCUCAGCAGCAGCAGCUCAGCGUAAGGUUCCCCUGUAGGCGUUUCUGUGUAGAGCAUUACAGAAUGUAGAAGCACCGUCUGCUGAUGAACCAUGCAUAGGAACCGUACAGAAAAGGACUACUACUACUGCUAUUUUCUAGUACUACUAUUUAUGGGGUAUUUCCAGGUUUGAAUAUAAUUUUGAGAUCCUUCUUGCCAAAGUAAAAGCCUUUCUCUUUGCAGCUUGGUGGGCUUCUGGUUGCCUGAAGAACUCGGUCCUGUUCCAGUUACUGAACGUCUGAUAGCGAGAUGAACCACCAUAGGAUGUUACUGAAAUAUUUAUCUGAAGAAUUAGACAAACGAUCUUUUCUUAAUUCUAUACAUAUAAAUAUAUAUAUAAACACUUGUAAGAUAUUCAUAUUUUAUAUUUGAACCGGUGUUAUCCAGACUGAAUGUAGUGAUUGUCAUCCUUACUCCAAAACAAAUUCUCCCCUCAAUCUUUUUUUUGUUUUGAACUUUCAAGACCAAAAAGUCCGAGAUAAACCCGAGCACGCCUCAGUGGAGCGACUCGCUGACUCCUUCAGGCAUUCUCAUCUUAAUGCUUUCAUAGAUACUUUAUUUUGAGUCGUUGUGGACUUGAUUUGCUGUGCUGUCUUUAACAAUCAUUAGUUAGUUUUUAUUCAAUUACUUUAUGCCUUUACUUGUUUUGUAUAGUGUGAGAGGGCAAGAUCACUGGCUUUCUUAGUUUGAUAAAGAAGAUUAACAUUAUCAUUUAUGCCUUAUUGUUACGUAGAAGACAUGAGCAUUGUAGCAUCGUUGUUCUGUGUGUGUGUGUGUGUGUGUGUGUGUGUGUGUGUGUGUGUGUGUGUGUGUGUGUGUGUGUGUGUGAGCGUCACCUGGUGCAUUGUCUUCACUGAAACAGAACAGUGUACUUUGGGCAUUUCUGAGCGUGGGAUGGUUCCGUUGCUACCUAUGUUUGUAGGUUGAGGAAACCUGUGAGAAAAGCUUUACUAAUAAUUCCAGCGUGUGUGUGUGUGUGUGUGUGUGUGUGUGUGUGUGUGUGUGUGUGUGUGUGUGUGUGUGUGUGUGUGUGUGUGUGUGUGUGUGUGUGUGUGUGUGUGUGUGUGUGUGUGUGUGGUAAUGAAAGAAUAGGGAGGGCAGUCUGCAAACCAUUCUGGUGCAUUUUUCCAUCUUCCAGCGGGCGUUUAGAGUGAUUUCUUUUGGUUUGAAGGGUGAGACCAGAGCUUACUGUGGUUGUUGCCUGGAGGAGCUUCUCUACUGACUGAACUUCAGGCUUUUGGUUUGUUCUGGAAAAAGUCCAGUUUGUGGUUGACCUCUGCUUUUCUCAACCGUCUGCUCGGCACUGACUCUAGCUGUUGAGCAGUUUCAGUGGGUGAUCCGUACGUUUUAAAAUCCGCCGUGCGUAGAGUUCUGGUUGGUCGACGCUGGUUUGCUGGGUUUUAAUGUGGACGUGUGGAGCACCAGUAAGGCAAAAGGAGCUGUUGUAUACCUCAUUUCUAACUCAAGACUGAGUGAAACCUGCUUUAAUCUACUUAAGAAAUAAGAAAAAUGUUUUAAAAAAAUCCUAAAAACUAUGAAAAUACACAAACUGGUGUCGGUGGAGAAGCCUGCUCAUACCUGUACUCAGAGGGCUGUGGUGAAAGCUGCCACCAGAGGGCGCUCUCUGAAUGUCUGCUGUUUUCUUUCACAGUUUGGUGAUGGAUUUUAGGGUGAACAGAGGUUAUUAGUUGUUUACGACGGGAGCCCCCACAUGUCUGGACACUUGUUUAAGUUUGACAAUCCUUUUUUUUUUUCUUUUAUUUGUGUGUUUGGCUCUGACCAGGUACAGGUAUGUGCGUUCUUCCCACAUGACGGUGUGCUGUUGCAGCCCGCUCUCCUUCUCCUGUGGUUCCAACAUUAACCAAAGACUUCUAACCUGAUUGUAUGUGAGCGACACGCAGCUCCCGCCCAUCCCCGCCUCACUGCUCAGCAUCAAACCCACCCGGCCCUCCUGGAAACACGUUGCUUUUUACUGCAUGCGAAUGUGCGUCUGGCCCGGGGACGCUCUGGUCCUCGGGGCGGCUCAGUGCCUGUGGGCGGGGAUCGGCGGGAGGCAGCAGGAGCUGAGCGGGCUUCUCCGGCAGACACCAGACCGAUGUGGAGGUGGCUGGGUGGUGUUUGUUAAUACACACUGAGGGUUCAUCCUGUGCACACUGUACCUGCUCAGGACUCUCUGUUCGUCUGUCUCUGUUGCUAGGAUGUCCUUCCCCUCUCCUCGUCCCUCUCCUCCACUGUUUCUCUCUCAAGGACUGUGGUUAAAAUGCUGUUCCUGCCUCUCAGUGCGUCUGUCUCUUCCUCGUCAUCCUACACUGUAGUCCCAGGACGUAAACCCUGUUGUCUCCAGGAAUACACAUCCUGCGGUUGUUAAAACUCACUGCUGUGCCCCUAUCCUGCCCCUGCCCUCCCUCCUUUGACAUCGUCUCUUCACUACAGACUCUGAUCAGCUGUGACACUAUGCAUCAUGGUCCUUCUCUCUGCAUGGACUGUGUCCCUCCGGCUCAGAGCUUCUGGCCGACGGGCUUCAGUGACACUUUGUUUAAUGCUUUACUCCAGGUGAGGCUGUAAGGACCUCACAAGCGCUAUCCCAAAGCAAAAAUCCAAAUAUUUAACUUUUGACAAAUGCAGAUACCAAAGAUAUCUCUCUGUCCUGUGUGUCUCUGUGUGUCUGUCCCCCCCCACCCUGCAGCAUGUGUAUUAAGAGACAAACCCAGCACUGGCUUUAGUCCUAGCCUCAGUAAUUCCAAAGCUUAGAUGUAUAUUUUGGUAUAUUUCUGAGAAGAACCUACGUGAAAAGCGUCUGUUUCUCGUUUGUUUGUUGUAAUCUCUUUUUCCUGUCACAGCAUGGAACUAAUUGCAGAACUGUCUUACUCUUGGUAGGUUAAAGAUAUAGUAUUUUUGUAUGUUUUGGGUGUGUUAUGUGUGUGAUUUAUCAGUUCACAGCCCAAGUGACCAUGGCUUCAACAGAGAAAAAGAAAAAACAAGCUGAAAACGCCAACAUGUACAUAUUCUGUCUGUAUCUCAGAAAACAUUUCACGUUGGAAGCUUGGGCUCAUCUAAAGGAAUGUGUCCCCGUUUUAUUUCCCCUUUUUCUUAUUCUGCAGUCUGAUACUAAUUGACUUUCCAGGACUCGAAUGUAAAGAGUUUUGGUUUCCAUCGUGGAAUACAACACUGAGGGACACUGCUCCGAUCUGACUACAAAAAAAACAAAAAAAGAAGAAAAAAAAGGCUUCCAGUCAUGGCGGCAUAGAACUGAACGAUUGUGUAGGAUUUUAAGUAUGUGAAUCAGGAUACAUAGUAGAUUUUGAUGCAUUUGUCUGCUGUAUUUUUGUUUGUUUUGUUUUUAUACACAUAUAAAGAUAAUCUUUUACUGUAAAUGUACAGUUCUCUUUUGUUGUAAACAUCAUUAAACCAUUUUCCAAGUGUU